AUGGGUCGGCUCACACAGGCUCACUUUGACGACCUCUUCCUCAACAAGGUAAAGCAGGUCUGCGUCCACGUCCUCGACCAGCUCAACGAAGCAAACGAAAUCGAACAGGCCUUCGACCUCUGUCCUUCCAUCUCGAGACGCAACCGUGUCAUCUUGUCCUUCCUGCACGAUGCAGACCAAGUCGAUGCCGCAGCGGCGGCCAGCUCUUCCGCCUCUCCUGCUGCACGCUCCGCCGCCUCAUCUGCCUCGCCUCCCCUCGCCUCUCUUCGUCCUUCCUCCUCGGCCCUUCCAUCGCGCCAGACCUCGCUGGGCACCGACAGCGUCGCCAGCCUAUCCGCACAGCGCAGGAGGCGAGCAAGAGAGAUGCAGUACGUUCGCGAUCCUAUCGAUUCCGACGACGACUCCGACCCCCGCUCUGCGCCGGCUCCCUCGUCCAUCUCCAACAGUCGCCUCGACCCUGCCUCGGCGCGCAAUCCAUCCAUGUCUCAGCCAGAUUACACUUUCGAACAGUUCACCGAGCAUCUCGACCCUACCGAUAAGCUGCUGAAGCGAAGCUUCGAGAUCAUCAUCAAGGAGACCGCUCGUCAGGCUCUCGCCAAGAAGCGCAAUUCCGAUCACGACCCAGCCAGGGCUUCCUCCAGACCCUCGCACGACUCGGCAGCCUCGCUGCGUUCAGCUAUCGCCUCCUCGCGAUCAGAUCGAAACACCAUUUCCGACCGGGCUCGCACAGACAUCGCGCUUGCUCGACGCAUGGCUCGCGCGCUUGGUCCCGACUCGGACGUGCGCGGUCCCAAUGCUAGCGCCAUGAACCCCGACCCCACUUACGAUCUCCUUCGCUCCAUCGCCCCGCCUACUCGUGCACUCUCCAACCGCUCCUCCGCCAAUGGUCAGCUCUCCCUCUCCUCGUACAACGCCCCUCAGCGCACCGCUCGUAUCUCGCUUCACGAGUUCCUGCUCCCGUCAACGAAUUCAGAAAGAGCGCUCUCCUGGCCAAGCUCGACAACGAGCACGGCCAACCAAUCAGAAGCGCGCCUCGCACCGCCCUUCUCUCUCGAGUCGCAGCGUAGCGCACCGCCUCGCCCCUCGACUUCGGCCAUGUCUGCACGCUCGAUCAGCGCUCGGCUCGCCGAAGCUUCAAGACGCAACGCCGAGGCAGCCAGGACAAUCGACGAAGCAGAACGUCUGAGGUCCAGCCAAUUUAUCCGCACUUCCAUCGAGUCCUUGCGUGCCUCCCUCUUCCAGUUUCAUAUCGAUCUGGCUUCCACGCAGCUGCAACAUGCACACAAUCAUCACGUCGACCAGAUUCAGCAGUCAAACAGCGACGAUUCCGCUACCUCGGGUAUCGGCUCGUCCUACGCUCUCGUCAUGGACACCAUCGAGCUCUUUGACGAUACGCUCCGACGUCUCUCCUGCCUCGUCUCCAACAACGACCGCGACGACCGACGUGUCGCGCAAGCGCAGACGCAAGUCUCGAAUACAGAGCGCAACACGGAUUCGUCACAGAUGCGCACCUCGCUGUGGAGAGCGCGCAACCUCUUGCUCCUGUCAUCCAUGUCGAGACGCUCUCAACAUGCAGCAGAAGCGAGCGCCGGUGCUUCGCGAUUGUCGACAAGCAAUGUUGACGUCCAACUCAAGGCGCAUCACCACCUCAUGGCUACCAUCGAAGAGUCGCAUUGGACCAGACCCGACGUGCUGCCGCCUUCGGGUGCAGCAAUUCGUACAUGGCGACGAAAGGUGGCCGCCUGGUACCACCUCGAUCGUGAUCGCACACAGUAUCCAGACGCACUCCACACUGCAUCCGAGCCAGAGGAGGGCUACGCGCGGUGGCAUCCUGACGUCGAGCUGGCGUAUCCUCUGGAUGACGAGAUCCACGAGCCGUCGGCAGAAGCCGCAACAUCCUCGCGCCCCGACCCGAUCGCAGAUCCGAGAGCGGCUUGGGCGUUUGCCCGUCAAGGCGACGCUUCGCUCUCAGGAGACCUGAACGAUGAUCCAGAAAUUCGCGCUGCGCUCGAUUCUGACGCUGUCAACACCGCUCACAGGCGUCUUUGCACCAUCCUUGCUGAAACUGGUGGCGAAUCUGUCAGGCAGCCUGAUGCUGCAGCAGGCGGUCCUAUCCCGGCGGACGGUCAAGGGGCAACGGCGGAUGAAGCCAACUUGGAGGCCGAUCCAGAUGUAUCGCUGACGCGCACCACGUCGCUGACGCGCCGAAACGCCGUUCGAGGCCUGCCAUUGAACAACUCGGAUGCCGGCAGCAUCCGCUCCGCACGCACCUCGCUUUCUCUCGGCCGCGCACGCGACGCGGAUCUGCCUACCAGCACGGCACGAAGAACUCGAACCGAGAUCGCGGUGACGGCCGAUGGCAACGGCGACGAGCUGGACGCCGGUGAAGAAGACUCUGUGGAGACGAGUAUGGAGAUCGGCACCGCGACGCGCGCUCCAAUCAGCGAGGAGACAGUCGAGUCUCUGGCACCGCCUGCGGAUCGACCGCGGGCGGGCCGCAGCGGGUCUUUCACCUUCAUCACGACGCCGGCAGCCGUGCUGCGCUCGCGACAGCGAAGUCAGAGCCGCAGCCAAGCGGGACAGCGCAGCGCAUCGCCUGCAUCGGACGCACCCGAUGAGGAUGAAGUGUUGGACGGAGACGACUCGGAGGCCGAAGAGUACAUCGACCUGGAUCUGGACUUGGGCAUGGCGGGCGAGGAUGGAUUCGAUUUCGACUUGGUCGACUUCCUGCGCACUGAAUCGCGACGUGCUGCGCGCGAGCACGACGACGACGACAGCUUGGACGUCGAUACGGCAGAUUCGCGACUGAGGCGACGAUUUUUCAGCCGUGUCCAAGGCAACCUCAAUAGGGGCGCGGGCGACGGCAGCAGCGGUAGCCAGGAUGAAGACGAGGAAGACGGAGAGGCUGCAUCGGGGAUUCGUGUGUUCGUGUCGGGCUCUGGCGCGUCCACCCCGGCAGAAGCCAGGCAGGCUACGUUCGAGGCGUAUGCUCAGCGCGCUCGCCUGCUCGAACGACGACGCAGGCUCGAUGCCCCGCCGGCGCAGGACGAAGAUGAUGCCGACCCUUCGGAUCGGCGUCGACGCACGGCUCGCAGCAGUUCGAACUCCGAUGCACACCCUCGCAACUCACUGCCCUUCCCCCGCACUUCGGAGCGCUGA
Molecule: messenger RNA, 3159 nt
Organism: Moesziomyces aphidis
Lineage: Eukaryota; Fungi; Basidiomycota; Ustilaginomycetes; Ustilaginales; Ustilaginaceae
Source: the annotation of a GenBank genome assembly